Molecule: messenger RNA, 1331 nt
Organism: Fragaria vesca subsp. vesca
Lineage: Eukaryota; Viridiplantae; Streptophyta; Magnoliopsida; Rosales; Rosaceae
Product: defective in cullin neddylation protein 1-like
Exons: 9
Coding region: 163-1089 (308 amino acids)
Biological process (GO): protein neddylation; positive regulation of ubiquitin-protein transferase activity
Cellular component (GO): ubiquitin ligase complex
Molecular function (GO): cullin family protein binding; ubiquitin conjugating enzyme binding; ubiquitin-like protein binding
Source: RefSeq, a predicted model, not a curated record
GUCCUGCAGUGAAACAAACACAUUUUAACACAAACAACAAUUGGAAAACAGAACGAGAGAGAUAGAAAAGCGUCGGUACCUGAAAAUUUGGUGGGUAUUGUAGACACUACAGACCACCACGCAUCUCCUCCGCCGUGAGAAACCCAACCUCGCCGGACCUGCAUGGAUCCGUCCGGCUCCGCUUCUUUCGACAUAUACGAGAUUUAUUGCCGAUAUUGUGAUAUUAGAAACGGAAAUGGGUAUGGGGAAGGUUAUGGACAAAUCGAUGAAUCACAGGUUGUCAGAUAUACAAAGGAGGCAUUAACUCAGCUCUUAAAUCUGGUGGAAUCAAAACUUUCUGCUAGGGUAUCAAUCUUUGAUGAAAUUGGCAAGCUAAUGUCACAGCUUGACUUGGUGGUAGACUUCUCAGAAUUCUCGUGCUUCUAUGAGUUCGUUUUUUUCUUAUGUCGUGAAAGUGGUCAGAAGAGUAUCACUGUUCCUAUGGCCAUUUCUGCAUGGAGAAUAGUCUUAGCUGGAAGGUUUCGCUUGCUGAAUCAAUGGUGUGAAUUUGUUGAGAAAAAUCAGCGGCAUAACAUCUCUGAAGAUACUUGGAGGCAAGUUUUAGCUUUCAGCCGGUGUGUGCAUGAAAAUUUGGAAGGGUAUGAUCCUGAAGGAGCUUGGCCUGUCUUAAUAGAUGACUUCGUUGAGCAUAUGUACAGGUUUUCGGGAUCUAAUGUUAAUUCUAACUUCUGUAACUGUGGCGACUCAGAAUCCUGGUCAUGCACAAAUGAUGAACUUCUACCUGGCUUGAAGAGUUAUCCCGGUUUGAAGAGGAAAAUACCGGGGGAUGUUGGUCUUGAUGAAAUGGAGUCCUCACCUACCCCCUUCCCACAGAGUACAGACUUGAAUCCUACAUUAAGUUUUAAGAGGACUCGGGUGAUGUCUUACGGGCCAGCAAAUGAUAUACCUGGAAAUCAUGUAGACGAAUGCAUGCACGUUAUUAGACAUAGCAGUCCAUUAAAUUCUUCCAAAUCUCCAUGUGCAGUUGAAGGUUGCUUGUCAAAGGGCUUUGCGGAACUCUUACGGGAGAGGGGAGUUUCAUUUACAUAAAGUCACCAACAUUCUUUCAUUGACCUAUUUCUAUGCUUUGGAGACCAAUUAGGAUUCCUCUCUUGGGGAUGUCUUUCAUUGAUUUUGUUGGCUGGUGUUUAUAGUCCUUGUAUUGCAAUUGACAAAAUGAAUAAAUAAAUUUGUUUUUCCUGAUAUAAUAGGGUACUUAAUUGAAUUUUAAGCAUUUUUGAUGUUGGAGAGGCCAAUUGAAAUUGAAUUAGUGAUAAACUGUGUUUCUUUUC